Molecule: messenger RNA, 1443 nt
Organism: Gastrolobium bilobum
Lineage: Eukaryota; Viridiplantae; Streptophyta; Magnoliopsida; Fabales; Fabaceae
Product: COBRA-like protein 4
Exons: 6
Coding region: 22-1320 (432 amino acids)
Biological process (GO): plant-type cell wall cellulose biosynthetic process; cellulose microfibril organization
Cellular component (GO): plasma membrane
Source: RefSeq, a predicted model, not a curated record
CAAAACCACAAUAUUCAGGGAAUGAGACUUGUCAUAUCAGCUCUAUGUGUUCUUGUGCUAUUCUCUUAUGCAGCUGCUUAUGAUCCUUUGGAUCCAAACGGAAACAUAACGAUCAAAUGGGAUGUUGUGUCUUGGACACCAGAUGGCUAUGUGGCAGUGGUAACAAUGAGCAAUUUCCAAAUGUUUCGGCACAUAACGAAUCCUGGAUGGACCUUGGGAUGGUCAUGGGCUAAGAAAGAAGUUAUAUGGACCAUGGUAGGAGCUCAAACCACAGAGCAAGGAGACUGCUCUAAGUUCAAAGGCAAUGUACCUCACUGCUGUAAGAAAACUCCCACAGUUGUAGACUUGCUCCCUGGUGUACCUUAUAACCAGCAAUUCUCAAACUGCUGUAAGGGUGGAGUGGUGGCAGCAUGGGGCCAAGACCCUUCAUCAGCUAUCUCAUCCUUCCAAGUGAGUGUUGGGCAAGGUGGUACUUCAAACAAGACAGUUAAACUCCCCAAGAACUUCACACUCUUGGCUCCAGGACCAGGCUAUACUUGUGGCCCUGCCAAGAUUGUUCCUUCCACCACUUUCCUUACACCUGACAAACGCCGCAAGACUCAAGCUCUGAUGACAUGGAAUGUUACCUGCACAUACUCACAAUUUCUGGCGAGAAAGAACCCAAGUUGCUGUGUAUCUAUGUCAUCCUUCUACAAUGAGACCAUUACCCCUUGUCCCUCUUGUGCCUGUGGCUGCCAGAACAAGAAGAAAAACUGUGUCAAGAUUGACUCUAAAGUUCUCAGCAUGAAAGGGGUUCAUACUCCAAAGAAAGACAAUGAACCACUGCUGCAGUGCACACAUCACAUGUGCCCAAUCAGGGUACACUGGCAUGUGAAGCUCAACUACAAGGACUAUUGGCGAGUCAAGAUCGCUGUAACAAAUUUCAAUUACAGGAUGAAUUACUCCCUCUGGACUCUUGCUGUUCAGCAUCCAAAUCUUAACAAUGUCACCCAAGUUUUCAGCUUUGAUUACAAGCCUUUGCUUCCCUAUGAGUCUAUAAAUGACACUGGUAUGUUCUAUGGCAUGAAAUACUUUAAUGAUCUCUUAAUGGAAGCUGGACCAACUGGGAAUGUUCAAUCAGAAGUGCUUCUUCGGAAGGACGGGGAUACGUUCACAUUCAAGCAGGGAUGGGCAUUUCCUCGCAAGGUCUACUUUAAUGGUGAAGAAUGCAUGCUGCCACCACCUGAUACCUACCCAUUCCUCCCUAAUUCUUCACCUGUAAACCUACUCAACUUCCCAGCAUUCGUUUUCUCUUUGCUUGUCUUGCUAGCUGUUUGGUGAAUUGGUACAUAAGCGAGUUGAGAUUGUUUUGUGAAAUUUUGAAGCCUAAGUAUCCCUCCACACAGAUAACGUGAUAGCAGGUAUGAAGACUACAGGCAUUCUUUGAAAAACAUCAAGCCAGAC